UCCCACAUCCACGGCCACGCAAGGGUCCAUAAGUAUUCGCUGUUUAACCGCCUCGAUCAACCCCGGUUGGCGCGAGUCAGCGGUCGCACGUCGCCGCGGCCAGCCGACGGCACGCUCUUUCUUCGGCUUUGUCGGCGUACUAUAGCCGUACGCACAUGGCCCAGCCCAAGGCCGCGCGCGCCGCCGCCGCCGCCGCCGUGCCGGACAUCGCCGCGCAGCUCAACCUCGCCUCCGCGUGCAUCAACGGCGCCGAGUCGAUGAUGGCGGCGCCGGCUGCCGCGGGGAGGCCGCCGCUAGUGGUGGUCGGCCACCGUGGGAAGGGGAUGAACGCGCUGGCGUCCCCGGACGAGCGGCUGCGGGAGGUGAAGGAGAACACGGUGCGGUCCUUCAACGACGCCGCACGCGUCGCCGGCGUCGGCUACGUCGAGUUCGACGUCCAGGUGACCAAAGAUGGCUGCCCGAUCGUCUUCCACGACAAUUUCAUCUACACCGAACAAGAUGGCAAAAUCUCCGGGAAGCGCGUCACUGAUCUUCCACUUGACGAGUUCCUCUCCUACGGCCCUCAAAAGGACCAGGACAAGGUCGGGAGGCCAUUGCUGCGGAAGCUGAAGGACGGCAGGACACUGAUGUGGGACGUCCGUUCCGACGAACCGCUCUGCACGCUGCGGGAGGCGUUCGAGGGCGUCGACGCGCGCGUCGGCUUCAAUGUCGAGCUCAAGUUUGACGAUGAUCUCGAUUACCAGGAGGAGGAGCUCGCCGGCGUCCUGCAAGCCAUCCUAAAGGUUGUUUUUGAGCAUGCCAAGGACAGGCCUGUCAUUUUCUCCAGCUUCCAGCCUGACGCCGCGCAGCUUAUGCGAAAACUGCAAGACCAGUACCCUGUUUACUUCCUGACGGUUGGAGGGACGCAGAUCCACGCCGACGCAAGGCGGAACUCGCUGGAGGAGGCUGUCAGGCUGUGCCGCGCCGGCGGCCUGCAGGGCAUCGUGUCGGAGGCCAGGGCCGUGUUCCGGCACCCGUCGGCGGUGGCCAGGGUCAAGGAGUCCGACCUCUCCCUGCUCACCUACGGGCAGCUCAACAACGUGCCGGAGGCGGUGUACAUGCAGCACCUGAUGGGGGUGGACGGCGUGAUCGUCGACCUGGUGCAGGAGAUCGCCGAGGCCGUUUCCGAGUUCGCGGCCGUGGUGGCGCCGGAGCCCAGCCCCGAAGAAGGCCAGGCCGGAAGGUUGGGACCGGAUAGGGCUGCGCCGGCGAAGAAGACGCCCAACUUCUCGCAGCGGGAGAUUUCCUUCCUGCUGAGGCUCAUACCCGAGCUCGUACAGUAGCGCGUCUUCUUCUCGGAUAGUAUUACCCGUGUAGGUUGACCAAUCUUUGACCCCUCGGAACUGAAUCCCCAAGGCCCGGAUGCGGCAUGUAAAUCAGGGCCACCACGACCCGUCCGAUUGUUUGCAUCAAGGUGAAAUCCACUAGUGUUCUGUGUGCCUGUGUAAAUCUUGGGCGUGUGGCCAUUGAGUGUUUUGUAUUGUAUAUUGCUAUUUUUUCAAAACCAAUGCAAAACUUUUGCCUCGUCCAUUAAUUA
Aegilops tauschii subsp. strangulata is the source of this 1576-nucleotide messenger RNA. RefSeq names its product glycerophosphodiester phosphodiesterase GDPD2. The record is from RefSeq and is a predicted model, not a curated record. NCBI's taxonomy places the organism in Eukaryota, Viridiplantae, Streptophyta, Magnoliopsida, Poales, Poaceae. Gene Ontology annotation, biological process: glycerophospholipid catabolic process. Gene Ontology annotation, molecular function: phosphoric diester hydrolase activity.